AUGGGCGACAACAAGCAGCCGAUCUAUGUCGGCAACUUUGAGUACGACGCGUCUGAGCGCGACGUGCUGCGCCUUCUGGAGAAGUAUGGCCCGGUGGACCGCAUCGACAUGAAGACUGGCUUCGCGUUCUGCUACAUGCGCAACAAGCGCGACGCCGACGAAGCCAUUCAGGACCUGGACAGGCGCGAGUGGGGUUACAGGCGCCCGCGGCCGCUGAAGGUGCAGUGGGCCAAGAAAGUGGAGGAGGCCAAGGAGCACCAGACCCCCAGCAAGACUCUGUUUGUGGUCAACUUUGACGUGAUGCGCACCACAAUCCGCGAUGUGGAGGACCACUUCUACAAGUACGGCCGGCUGCGCCGCGUCGACAUCAAGAGGAACUACGCCUUUGUGGAGUUUGAGACGUGA
Messenger RNA from Monoraphidium neglectum, 405 nucleotides. Its product is annotated as Arginine/serine-rich-splicing factor RSP31. NCBI's taxonomy places the organism in Eukaryota, Viridiplantae, Chlorophyta, Chlorophyceae, Sphaeropleales, Selenastraceae. Gene Ontology annotation, molecular function: RNA binding. Gene Ontology annotation, cellular component: nuclear speck. The coding region runs from base 1 to 405 and encodes 134 amino acids. The record is from RefSeq and is a predicted model, not a curated record. Gene Ontology annotation, biological process: mRNA splicing, via spliceosome. The transcript has 6 exons.